Messenger RNA from Amphimedon queenslandica, 1461 nucleotides. Its product is annotated as poly(rC)-binding protein 2-like. The transcript has 14 exons. Lineage: Eukaryota; Metazoa; Porifera; Demospongiae; Haplosclerida; Niphatidae. The record is from RefSeq and is a predicted model, not a curated record. Gene Ontology annotation, molecular function: RNA binding. Bases 215 to 1354 code for a protein of 379 amino acids.
UGAUACUAGUUUAGCAAAUAGCAGCUACAGACGGCGGAGAGAGAACUUCCUUAAGCUUUCCUAAGUCCUACUAUCUUUAUUCCACUUUGUAAAGGCGAUUUAAGCUUCUUUGAAGCUGCUCUAAAGCUUCAUAUUUUCUACUUCACGAGGAGAAUAAGAAGAAGAAGAGUAGCUUCCUUUUCCUUCUCUGUCUCCUGUGGCUAUUAUAUAUAGUAUGGCGUCUACAAGUCGUGGGUCUGAGGUGGACGACACGUGCAGUGAGAAAGCAGAAGAGACUAAAUCCAGUAGCACUUCCACUGCAUCUUUGAAAGUACAGACCAGUGGGGAGUGUGAGCAGUCAGUCACAGCAACAAGUAAAGACAUUCCUCCAUUAAGAGGAGAACCUGCUCCAGACAUUGACACUUCAACUGAGAGGGAGAGAGGAGAGAGAGAGAGGGAGGGAGAAGGAGCAAUAGCAGCUGCCGCUACUUCAAUGGAUAAACUGGUCGUUAGUAUUCGAAUGAUCAUGAACAGCAAAGAUGUUGGCAGUAUCAUUGGAAAGGCUGGUAUGACAAUAAAAUCAUUUAGAGAGAAAAGUGGAGCAAAGAUUAACAUUUCCAAUGGAACCUCCUCAGAACGUCUGGUCACAGUGUCAGGUACUAAAGCUGAAGUAUGUGUAGCAUUUACAGCUAUCAGCAGGAAAAUUGAAGAAGACAAUCAGUCGCUGGGUUCUCAUGCUAGAGGAGUUGGCACUGAUCCUGAUCAAUCUUUAGGGGGCGUGGUCUCAAUACGUCUCAUUAUACAGACGUCACAGUGUGGCUCUUUAAUUGGAAAGGGCGGAUCAAGAAUUAAAGAAAUUAGAGAAGUCACAGGUGCUAUUAUUCAGGUUUCUGGUGAGUCAUUACCAAACUCAACUGAACGAGCUGUUACAAUUUCAGGUUCCUCCCAGUCUAUUAGCAGAUGUUUAGACUACAUAUGUGAUGUAAUAUUAGAGAAUCCACCUAAAGGUCCCUCUGUUCCUUAUAAGCCUCAUUCCAACCAAUCAUAUCAGCAAAGACCCGGUAUACCUUUCCAACAACCUUACCCAGCUGGGUUCAAUACUACUCCACAGAUUCCAACCACAGUACAACAAAUGAGAAUACCCAAUGAUUUGAUUGGGUGUGUCAUUGGCAGGAAGGGUACAAAGAUUCAUGAGAUAAGAGUUAAUUCAGGUGCACUGAUUAAGAUAGCGUCUAAUGAAGGAGAUGGCAGUGAUAGACUAGUAACGAUAUCUGGUACUCCUGAAUCUGUUGGAAUAGCACAAUACCUCAUUAACUCAAGAAUACAUUCUGAAGUUAACAGCUAUUUAUCAGUUGGCACAUUAACCAGUGUAUAGAACCUCUCCUUUCUCUUUUUCUAUUGGAAAUGAUUUGAAUAUUACUAAUGAUAAUGAAACACAUUCAUUUUAAAUAAAAAGUGCAAGAUAUUGAUUUUUUACUGCAA